GAAUAAUGCAGUUCCAUUGUUCAAACGCCUCUCUCUCUCUCCCUUUCUGGAUCUCUCACGAGCAGGGGCGCCUUUCCUCCCUCCCAUCCUCCUCCUCCGCGCGACGGAGGAGCCGCCGGACCACGCCACGGCCACGAGAUAUUCUCAUCAUAUGGAUUAAGGGAUUUAUACAAGAGUGAAACCUGUUCUUGUUUCAGCCAGAUCUCAGACUCAUAUAAUUGAUUGAGUUGGAAAUAAGGAAAGAUCACUUCCUGAACUGACGACUUCCAUGAGCCCAUUAGCCCAUAAUUGUGAUGCGUACCCUUUGGUAACUUCAAACAUUGCGCUAAAAAAAGACUUCAAACAUUGCAUGAUGUCAGCAAUCUGAAUGAAGUCGCCCUUAAAAAUGAGGAGCAGCAUGUGCAGUAGCUUUGCAGACUUGCAGUAACAAGAAAUGUCUGGAGUGCUUGAUAGUAACAGUUCCUUGCUGCGUAAGUCGGCCAGCGGGGCCGAAGCAAGAGAGACAUCGCUCCAGCUGGACCAAUCAGCGCGCGGCGGCAAGGAGGAACUUGCCAGAGUUUGUUGCUCUCCAUCACCCACCCACCUCCUCUCUCCUCUAUAUAAGCCGGCACGCGCCCUGGCGCCAGCGAUGUUGUCAUUCUCACCACGCGAGACGGUGGCGAGCCCGGGCGGGUGCGGCAAGGAGUCGUGCCCCUUCUGCGAGAUGUCGCGGCAGCACGCGGCGGGGUGCGCGCGGCGGUUGCCCAAGCGGAUCAUCCUGGUGCGGCACGGCGAGAGCCAGGGGAACCUCGACAUGUCGGCCUACUCCACCACCCCGGACUACCGCAUCCCGCUGACGCCGCGCGGGGUCGAGCAGGCGCGCGCCGCCGGCCGGGGCAUCCUCGACGUCGUCUCCUCCGGGGGCCCCGACGCCAACUGGAAGGUCUACUUCUACGUCUCCCCCUACGAGCGCACCCGGGCCACCCUGCGCGGGAUCGGCGCCGCCUUCCCGCGCGACCGCGUCAUCGGCGCCCGCGAGGAGUGCCGCGUCCGCGAGCAGGACUUCGGCAACUUCCAGGUCGAGGAGCGGAUGCGCGCCAUCAAGGAGACCCGCGAGCGCUUCGGCCGCUUCUUCUUCCGCUUCCCCGAGGGCGAGUCCGCCGCCGACGUCUUCGACCGCGUCGCCAGUUUCCUGGAGUCGCUGUGGAGGGACAUCGACAACGGGAGGCUGGAUCCGAGCACCAACUGCGAGACCAACCUGGUGAUCGUCUCGCACGGCCUCACCUCGCGCGUCUUCAUGAUGAAGUGGUUCAAGUGGACUGUGGAGCAGUUCGAGCGCCUCAACAACUUCGAGAACUGCGAGUUCAGGGUGAUGCAGCUCGGGCCCGGCGGCGAGUACAGCCUCCUCAUGCACCACACCAAGGAGGAGCUCGAGGAGUGGGGCCUCUCGCCGGAGAUGAUCACCGACCAGCAGUGGCGCGCCUCCGCCAACCGCCGCAGCUGGUCCGAGGAGUGCUCCUCCUUCAUCGCCACCUUCUUCGACAACUGGGUCGAUCCGCCAGAGGAGGGGGAGGGGGACGGCGACCGCCAGAAACAAGACGAUGGCAAGAUCAAGUCCCUGGAGUAACCAACCCGCUCCCCUUUCCCUUAGUAGUUCCUUAGAAUUUGUUCCAAUUUGAUACUGCAACUGCACAUCUCGUUCGUUCGUUCCUUCGUCGCGAAGUUCUUCGACAACCGGAAGGAUUCAGAAGAAGAGAAUGGCAAGAUCGAGCUGUUGGAGUAUCCAAACUGACCUGCUCUUUCGUUAGUUUCGUCAAAGUUCUUCAGAUUUGAUACUACUAGUGUCUUCCGCCAUGGAUGAAUGUAGCUAUCGCUGGUUUCCUUUUUGUUGAAUUCUAAACCUGUUCAUAGUAGCUAGACAUUGAGAUACGAUUUGGAGAAAUGCAGAAAUUGGUGCUCUGGUUGAGAACAGAGUCUUGGAGAUUGAUA
Aegilops tauschii subsp. strangulata is the source of this 1968-nucleotide messenger RNA. RefSeq names its product phosphoglycerate mutase-like protein AT74H. NCBI's taxonomy places the organism in Eukaryota, Viridiplantae, Streptophyta, Magnoliopsida, Poales, Poaceae. The record is from RefSeq and is a predicted model, not a curated record. Gene Ontology annotation, molecular function: catalytic activity.